UUUAACGAAUUCGUCUAAAAUUUGUUAAUUCUUCUUUGACUUAUCGAUAUCAAGACAUCCUUCUUUUUAAUUUACGCGCGCUUUGUACUUUUCAUCGACUGUCGAUUGUUUUGACCAUCCUUGUUUAAGCACGCAAUCGCAGAGAUUUAUUUAUUUCAAAUUAAUUAGAAAAAGAAAUUGCUUAUGUGUGUGGCGAUAAACGAUAAUAAAUAAGAAAUAAUAGGAAGUUCAAUCAUAAGGUUGUUGUCUCGUGAAAGCUAGGAGAAAGAAUUUACAAAAAGUGUGCUUGAUAAUGCGAUUCGGGAAAAAAUGUAGAAAGGAUGAGGUUGGAAAGGUUUAAAAAAUAUUAGCAAAGAAUGGUCGCUGAACAAAGAAGACGGGUCGAAGACCUUAUGACAAAAAUGAUUGAAGAAAUGGAUAAAGCAUUUUUAAGAAAAAUGCAGGCUAAUAUGCAUAGGUGUGCAGCUACCUGCUGUGAUAAUGAAAGUUACAGCAUAAUGCAAGUACAAAACUGCGUUGAAAAUUGCAGUUCUUCGUUAAACGAAACACAGAAUUAUGUUCAGAAUGAAUUUGUAAGAAUACAGAAUCGAUUACAAAGAUGUGUAAUGGACUGCAAUGAUACGAUAAAAGAUAAAAUGAGUAAUAAUCUAACACAAAAUGAAGUAGAUAGAUAUAGCAAUGAAUUUGAUAAAUGUGCAACAAAAUGCGUUGAUACUUAUUGCGACUUACUGCCUUCGUUGGAAAAAUCAAUGAAAAAUGUGCUUUCAAGUAAAGUUUGAAAAUAGUACAAGAGUAAAUAAAUUAUUCUUAUAAGACUUAAUAACAAAUUUCAACUGUCAAUAUAUAUCUUUUGCAACUUUUAUAUGUUUUAAAUAUAUAAAAUAGAUGUGAUGUUAAUGAAAACUGUUAAUAUUUAGAAACUUUCUUUUUUUAAGUGCAUUAAUGCAUUGGUGGUGUAUAAUACUUAAAGUUUUACAUACUUUAGUUAGUUUUCCUGUAUUACAAUUAAAUACAGUAGUUUUAUUUCAAUUAUUACAGAAGAUCUUACUUUGUCGUUUUUAAAAAGAAUUUAAUCGCUUCUUUUUUGUAGGCAUAAAUACUUGUUCAUUUGUACAUAUAUAAAAAAUAUGCACUUGUUCAGAUUUGUUCCUAAUGUUUUCCAAAAAAAUAUAGAAUAUAACAGUUAGAAA
Messenger RNA from Polistes canadensis, 1190 nucleotides. Its product is annotated as protein FAM136A-like. NCBI's taxonomy places the organism in Eukaryota, Metazoa, Arthropoda, Insecta, Hymenoptera, Vespidae. The transcript has 4 exons. Bases 357 to 779 code for a protein of 140 amino acids. The record is from RefSeq and is a predicted model, not a curated record. Gene Ontology annotation, cellular component: cytoplasm.